Molecule: messenger RNA, 2391 nt
Organism: Ophidiomyces ophidiicola
Lineage: Eukaryota; Fungi; Ascomycota; Eurotiomycetes; Onygenales; Onygenaceae
Exons: 4
Coding region: 1-2391 (796 amino acids)
Biological process (GO): galactose metabolic process
Molecular function (GO): nucleic acid binding
Source: RefSeq, a predicted model, not a curated record
AUGUCGCCAGAAUCUUCCAACCACAGUGGUGCAUUGUCGUUUGCCAAUGUUGCGAAAAUAAACCCACCUACCGACUUGGCUCACCAAAAUAUGCAGCCUAGAGAUCAAAACAUCACGCUAUCAACCCAACCCAUAAGGAUGGCUAGCAAUAUCGGCCACCAGGAUCUGCAGCAUAGAAUCAAAGAUGCACCAAAACAAAUAGACGAGCUCAGCAGGACCGUUCAAGAGCUUAAAUUAGUUCGGGAAAAGGAGGCAUCCUGCGACACGGAUAAUAUUCAAUUCAAGACGCACGAAACAACCUUCGACGAUGACCAUCUGUCUAACUCAUCCACGAAACCAACGAGCUUUGACUCUAAGAGUAUGGCAUCCGUUACGACUUUUGCGAUGGACGAGAAGGAGUCAUUGCGGCCAGAUGACAGUGCGAGCGUCCAGGCUCUCGAGGAAGAUGAGCUUUCCGUAUCAGGGGCGCCUAAUUCCCAAGUCAGCUCAGAAACAGGGGCUCGUCUUAACCAUGUUUGCCAGUUAGCUAUGUCUCAACAGCUUGCAAGCAUGGCGUCAGUCAAUAUUUCACGACUUCACGAUGGGGAAUCGAAAGGCCCGCUUGGUGAAACGCGCAUGACCACCAUAGAUGAACCAUGUCUUCAUGGGUUUCCCGAUGAGCCUGAUGAAAAGUUACUUGAAGCAAUGCGUUCGCCGAAGGAUCGGUUGCUUAUCCUCCAGCUCGAAGAGAAAAUCAUUUCCUUUGUCAAAAGCCCUAGUGAGCAAUCUUUAGAACUUCCCCCGUGUAACGCUUUCGGGCGCCUGCUCGCUCAUAAACUGGGAGACUAUUAUCAUCUAACCCAUUUUGUCGACAACAAUGUUACGUCCGUUCGCCUUCACCGAACUCCUUGGUGCAGACUGCCUACUUCACUAUCAACCCUUUAUGCCGCCAAUGCCAUGAAGACACUUCCACCGACUGUUCCAACUAUGAAAAUUAUGCGACGUGUCGGUCAACAGGGAACGCCUAUAUCUGCAGGGGCCAGCACAGCGCCCAGCUCAUCAGCACCGUCCAAGACUACAUCCGAAGCCGGAGCUGACGGCUCAGUUGAAGAUCCGACGGAGUCGGCAAGUGCUACCCCAGCUAAAGAUCGCCAGGCAUUGACAAGGGAGGAACGCGAAGCAAAAUACCAAGAAGCCCGGGAACGGAUAUUCAAAGAUUUCUCGGAGUCCAAACCCCUGGAAAGCCCUAAUAGUGCUGAACAGAGCGCGAAUGUAUCGCGAUCCAAUUCCAGGGCUGGUCGUAAAAAGAAUAGGCAAAGAACUCCACAUGACGAUAGUUUCGAGGCAAGGUCACAGUAUAGCCCUUACUACGCUGGUAUUCAAUACGCUAGCUCCCAGAUGGCCUCAAAUGGGUCUGGACAUGAUCCUACUAUUGCCCAAAAUAACUACAUGUUGGGACAACCUGUUGGCCUAGGCCUUAGCCAAACCAAUCAACCCGGCACUUUUUACCCAUCCUUUUCAAGCAAUCCGGCGUUUCCCAAUAUGUCUGCGGGCACGAUGCCUCAAAACACCUGGCAAAAUGUACCUAUAUCCGCCCAUCAAUAUCCAAACUUUUACCAGGGAAACCAGGUGCCAAUGAUGCCUCAACAACAAUCGUCCACAAGGUCAUCACCAGGAAUGAAUUUGCACACCCUUCCGGCAGGACUGCAGUAUUCUCAAUCUCCCCCUUGGACACAACCUCUAUAUCAAGCCAAUUAUUCUUCGCCAGCUAUGCAGAGAAAUCCACAAGCAGGCCAUUGGCCGAAUAACGUGACGACUCAUAAUCAGGUCCCAUACCAGUACGGCCAGUCUCAAUCCCAAACCUAUCAACACACGCCUGUCAGCAAUACGCCGCCGCACCCCUUACCAGGCAGCUUUAUGCGAUCAACGUUCAACCCACAAAGCAGAUCAUUUGCCCCUAGCUCCACAUUAUCCCAAUCGAGAUAUUCUGAUGUGGCUAUUGGGUCGUCUCCAAACCAUAACAGCUAUGGCACAGCAUCCUCCCAGUGGGUUGCCUCAUUGCAUGAUAAUUCGAAUCGGUUUCAAAAUAAGAACCCAGGGCCCCAGUUCCACAAACCUCUCAACACUACCUCUUCUGGCCAGGCUUUAAAUGCUAGCCGGCACGAUGACAAUCAAAAUUCAAUUGCGAAAUGGGGCACACCCUCUCAUCUUCCCCCUAAGCCUCCGCCAUCUGAAAUACCCUUUGGCUUUGAUAACAUGUCCCGGGCCUCGACUGUCUCCUCCCAGAACCUUUCUAACAACACACCCAGUCCCCCGAAACCUGCAACUUCAAAAUCCAAUGGCCCUUUGGUUGUGGGAGGUAGUGCGUCUCAAAACUCUCGGUCUAACGGAACCUGGACUGCGUCAUUGUAG